This is a messenger RNA of Helicoverpa zea (corn earworm), 1092 nucleotides long. It is a transcript of the gene 6pgl, whose product is annotated as 6-phosphogluconolactonase. Bases 88 to 792 code for a protein of 234 amino acids. Gene Ontology annotation, biological process: pentose-phosphate shunt; carbohydrate metabolic process. The record is from RefSeq and is a predicted model, not a curated record. The transcript is spliced from 4 exons. Gene Ontology annotation, molecular function: 6-phosphogluconolactonase activity. Lineage: Eukaryota; Metazoa; Arthropoda; Insecta; Lepidoptera; Noctuidae.
CUUGACAUGAAUGACAUUCCAAAAAUUCUAACCUCGCUUGCUUGCUCGACUAGUUGUUGAAUUGAAAGUUGUAAAACUAUUUUUAAAAUGUCCACAAUAAUAGUGAGUGACGAACAAGAACUAGUUAACAAACUAGCUUCUCAUAUAGAAACGAUAGCUAAUGAUGCUAUCGAGAACCGCGGAAAGUUUUUUGUCGGAUUUUCUGGAGGUUCUGUAUUGAACAACCUCUGCGAGUGUCUGCAGACCGUAGACACAGAAUGGUCCAAGUGGGUGGUAGCAUUCUGUGAUGAGCGUGUGGUGCCAGAGAACAGUGAGGACUCCACCUUCGGCACAUACAAGAGGGAGCUCAUACCCAAGACCAAACUGGUGGAGAAGCAAUUCAUUAAGAUUAAACAGGGAGUGUCAGCUGAGGAAGCCGCUAAAGAUUACACUGAACAGCUGACUAAAGCAUUCGGCAGCGAGGACUUUGUGUUUGACCUGCUCUUACUUGGCAUGGGCCCGGACGGCCACACCUGCUCGCUGUUCCCCGGCCACCCGCUGCUGAACGAGACCAGUUUGAAAGUGGCUUCCCUCACCGAUUCACCCAAGUUCCCACCAGAGAGGAUCACGCUAACAUUCCCUACUAUUAACAAAGCUAGGAACUGUAUGUUCGCUAUCUGUGGUUCUAGCAAGGCUGAGAUGAUUCAACGUAUCCUGAAGGAUAAUGACGACGACGUCCCGGCGCGCCGCGUGAAGCCGCACAGUGGCUCUCUCUACUGGAUCCUGGACAAACACUCCGCUAAGAACCUCUAAUUCCUACUAACUUAGAGCCGACUAAUAUCGACUAACUACAUUUUUAUGCUAACACUGUAGCAUCGAAAGAAAAAUAUAUUUUUUAAAACAUAGUCGUUAUACUAACAAUGCAUUUAUUACGUAAACAGACAAAAUGCGAGAAUUUAUUUAGCUGGGUUUGUCAGUUGUCGGGAUCCGUCUAUGUAAGAACUAGCUUAUGAUUUGAUAAGUGAAAUGAAAUAUAAUAUUUUGGCAGUAUUGCCUCGUUGUUAUGUUACAUUCCUGUAUAUUGCGUAUAAUAAAUGUUUGUCUGGGCACUAA